UGAUGUGAAAAUGUAAUGUUAGCAUGUAGCCCACGUAGCUAUGCUAGUGUUACUAAUGUAGAUUGAUGUCAAAAAGUAAUGUUAGCAUGUAGCUCACGUAGCAUCAAGUCAUUCUGUUAAAUAUUCAACAUCAACAUUGUGGUUGGAGUUCAAGACCAGAAGGAAUCCUCAAUGGAGCGACACGCAGACUCCGCCCCUUUCUCUUUGCCCCGCCCCCUCCUCCUCAGGGACGUGAAGCCUCAGCAUUCCACUCAUUCCAGCCCUGCAACAUCACUCAGGACACGCGUGGACUCCCAACAUCGUGACUUUGGGACUCGAAGAAGCUUUGUGGCAGCACACUGUGGCAUGUCACAUGACACGUGACACGUGACACCAGCUGUGGGUUCCUGAAGUAACGUCCCUGCACCAUGAGAACCGCCGAGGCGGGCCCCACCACGGUCCUGCACCGCCUCAUCCAGGAGCAGCUGCGCUGGGGGAAGCUGACGGACACUCGGGCGCUGCUGGCCAUCCAGCAGCAGGCCCUGCGCGGAGGAGGACGCCCCGGCGUCGGAGGCGGCGUCACAGGAAGUCCUGGUCGCUCUGCGGAGAAGCUGAGCCGGGAGGACACGCAGGGGUCCACCAGGCAGGACCCUCAAGGCCAGGAGCACCAGGGCAGCUGCGUCCAGCCGGAAAAGAGCUUUGAUGGGCAUCAAUGA
Messenger RNA from Entelurus aequoreus (snake pipefish), 695 nucleotides. RefSeq names its product angiomotin-like protein 2. The record is from RefSeq and is a predicted model, not a curated record. Gene Ontology annotation, cellular component: plasma membrane; cytoplasmic vesicle; bicellular tight junction. The transcript is spliced from 3 exons. Gene Ontology annotation, biological process: hippo signaling; angiogenesis; regulation of cell migration. Lineage: Eukaryota; Metazoa; Chordata; Actinopteri; Syngnathiformes; Syngnathidae. Bases 408 to 695 code for a protein of 95 amino acids.